AUGACUCCCACUCCGCCCUCUGCGACGACCUCCUCUUCGGGGCACUCCCCUGAAGAGCAGUUUCGGAUUGUAAGACGCAGGAAUCGGGUGCCUCUGAGCUGUCUGCCGUGCCGGACUAGAAAACUGAAAUGCAACAGAGGUUCCCCUAGUUGCGAGAAUUGCAUCAAGCGUGGCGACACACAAUCCUGUGUCUAUGCGAAUCCGUCGAGCCGGAGAAAGACACAAAUCAAUGCGGGGCCAAAUGCAACCCCGGACGAUAUGCAGAACCGCAUCGACCGCCUCGAAGGCCUGGUACUCAGCCUGAUGCAUGGCGGUGCCAAUAUAGAUGCUUCUACCGCGGCCGCAGCUACGACUUCGUCUGGAUCUAUGUCAGGCCCAGCUCCCGCAUCCGUAACCGACAGCAGCGACCAAAGGGUAGAGCAAGACGAUGAGAACGCCAUGAGAGACGAGCCCGACGGCGACAGUGAUGUUGACGACGGCCUGGCGACUUCUCUGGGUGUGUUGAAGGUGGACGCUGAUAAGGGCAAAUCCCUGUAUAUUGGGCAGGAGCACUGGCAUACACUGCUGGCAGACAUUUCAGAGGUCAAGACCUUUUUUGCGUCACAUAAGAAGGAUCUUGAAAAGAGCUAUGAAAGAGUUAUGUCCUCAAAGCCGGCGACGGCGCGGGAUUCUCCCAUUUUCCUUCUGUCAGCGCCGCCCUCGUCCGAAACGGAACUCCGUGCCGAGCUACCAGCGAAAUCAGCCAUCACUACUCUGGUCUCGAGGUAUUUCAACUCGCUGGAUACGGCCGUGAUGAUAAUACACGGGCCCACGUUUCAGCAGCAACUACGAAAUCAUUGGCAGGAUCCCACGAAGUCUCCGAUUAUGUGGGUCGGCUUGGUCUAUUCAAUGCUUUGCCUUGCCAUGUUGAGUUAUCACAAAGUAGGGGACGAGCCACCUGAGUGGAAAGGGAGGUCCUUGGAGCUUGCUGCAGAGUACCGCCUGCGGACGGUGCAAUGCCUUGUGGUUGCGGACUACACAAAGCCCGUCGAAUAUACGGUGGAAACCAUGAUCCUCUACCUUUUUGGAGAAUGGUCGUCUCGAUGGGAUGCUGAUCUUGGGCUGUGGUUGAUCACAUCAUUGAUCACGAGAAUUGCCUUCCGCAUGGGAUAUCAUCGCGACGCGGAAUGGUUCCCGUCGAUCACACCCUUCCAAGGAGAGAUGAGACGUAGAACAUGGGCAUUGAUAAGAAUGUCAGAUAUCAUGUUUUCGUUCCAGGUUUCCUUACCGACGAUGAUCUACGAGCAUGUCACAGACACUAAAUUGCCGCAUAAUAUCUUUGACGAGGAAUUUGGACCUGAUACGAAAGUUUUACCCCCGUCUAGGCCGAUUACGGAGCCAACACCUAUUGCCUACAUGAUUGCAAAAUCAAAGCUAUGUAUUGAGUUUGGCAACAUCCUGCAGACCGUGUCACGAGUUGGAAGACAGGCGACAUAUGAGGAGAUCCUGUGUCACGAUCGGAAGUUGCGAGAGAUAUUGGAUGAGCUUCCACCUCACCUCAAGAUGCAACCGCUAGAAGGGUCCCAUGAUCCUGUAACCCUCAUCAUUGCGCGGUACAACAUCAAUCUGCUCUACCAGAAGAUUAUGUGUAUGCUGCACCGGAAGCAUUUGAUUAGAGCGAGACACAAUCCUCGGUACGCUCACUCCCGCCGCAGCGCUAUUGAGGCUGCGUUGGAAACUUUGAGUCAUCUACGAACCAUCAACCGCGAAUGCCAACCGACCGGGCGCCUUCGUACAAUGAAAUGGUUCGUUCAGUCGACAUCGAAGGACACCUUGCUUCCUACGAUGCUCAUUGUCCUUGAUAUUCACCACGACAACAUGGCCUCGGCACCUGGCCAACGCCAAGACUCGCAAACCAUGUACUUCUGGACACCGGAACAACGGGCUGAUAUGAUUAAAUCGUUGGAAAGCGUGCGAGACAUCUGGAAAUCACUUACGCAAGACUCAGUGGAGGCCUUUAAGGCAGCAAACAUCCUUGAGAUCAUGCUCGAGAAGGUCAAGAACCCUAACUCGCUACCGUCAGAAGCAACAAAGCAGGAGAACCUGUUUGGGGAAUUCGGCUCUGCGGACCUCCAACCCGAACACUCUGCAGCUAUGACCCUAGGAAUGAUGUCCACCGGAUUGACGCCGAAUUACCAAUCACCAGGCGGAACGGUGUAUCCCCCGCUCGAUAUGGGGGUGAGAGACAUGGGCAGCGGCCUUACGCCAAAUUUCACAAAUGACGUGCUCGCUGGCAUGAACAACCCUGCGUCUCCGUUCUCCAUGUUCAACAGCCUCAGCAACACAGGGGACAUGGCUGUAGACCAAAGCUUUGACUGGGCGGCAUUCGAAAACUACACGCAGAACGCCAACUUUGGGGAGCAGGGCGCUUUCGGUUACUUCCCGGAUGCCCAACAGCAAUCUCCGCCUGGAGCUUCGACUGACAGCUCUUUCUCCUUCAUGAACAUGAAUACUCCUGGGCCUGGCAAGUCGACUUGA
Molecule: messenger RNA, 2517 nt
Organism: Neoarthrinium moseri
Lineage: Eukaryota; Fungi; Ascomycota; Sordariomycetes; Amphisphaeriales; Apiosporaceae
Exons: 5
Coding region: 1-2517 (838 amino acids)
Biological process (GO): regulation of DNA-templated transcription; DNA-templated transcription
Cellular component (GO): nucleus
Molecular function (GO): zinc ion binding; DNA-binding transcription factor activity, RNA polymerase II-specific; DNA binding
Source: RefSeq, a predicted model, not a curated record